AAGGAUUAAUCAUUAAUGAGAUGAUGAAUCCAAAUAUUUAAUGCUUAGAUAGAGCCUCCUGUGGGCUGAAUGACCUUUUAAAAAGGCAGUCAAGCUUGGUGACCAGACUUCAUCAUGGUGGUCCGUGGAUUUCUCAUACAGGAGGGAUUAUUGUUAGCCUACUUCCUCUUUUUCUCUGUAUAUGGACAAACAGGACUGCAUUUCAUGGUGACGUUUCCUGCAGUGAUAGAGUCUGGAUCUGAGGCUACACUGUGUACAAGUCUUCUGAAGCCUAAUGAGACUCUGCAACUGACCGUUUAUCUGGUUCAUGACAACCAGAACAGAACACUUCUACAGGAGAGAGUGAAGGAAGAAUUUCACCGCUGCUCUAAGUUUAAGGCUCCACAGGUUAAAGGUCAGUCAGUUCAGCAGAUCAGAGUAGAAGUCAAAGGUGAAAGUUUUGAGAUGACGGAGAAAAGAAAAGUUAUGUUUAAAUCCUACAACCCACUGACAUUCAUUCAGACUGAUAAACCAAUCUACAACCCCGGCCAAACAGUGAAUUUCAGAGUUGUCACUCUGGAUGCUGAUUUUGUACAACUUGAACAAGUGUACAGCAUACUGACUCUUGAGGAUAAUAAAGGUAACAGGAUCGGUCAGUGGAAAAAUGUGUCCUCACAAGGUCUGAUAGUGCAGCUUUCACACAAGCUGAAUCCUGAGGCUCCUGAGGGCCAGUAUAUACUGAAGGCUAACAUUGGGGAUAGGUCAAUCACACAUCAGUUUAAAGUGAAGAAGUAUGUUUUACCCAGGUUUGAGAUUACACUGAAAGUACCUGAAGAACAGAGUGUUGGUGAGGAGGAACUGAAGAUCGAGGUUUGUGCAAAGUACACUUACGGACAGCCAGUACCUGGUAAAGCUCUGAUGCAAGUUUGCCGGAAAUGUAGAGAUCAUUUUGCUGUGCCAGGUUGCAUUUUACUGUGCCAGGUUGAACCUGUAGAGAUGAAAGAGAACGGAUGUGCCUCUCCUGUAUUCAACAUGUUGCAUUUCAUCAGUUCUGAAUUUGAACGACAUUUGAAAGAUUCUCUUGAUGUUACUGUUAUAGUGACAGAGGAAGGAACAGACAUUUCCAUGGAAAAAUCUGAAUCUAUAAAGGUCACUUAUGUAAUUGGUAAAGUUGAGUUUCUUGAUUUACCCAAAAACUUUGAACGGGACACACUUUUAGAGGGAAAGAUCAGAGUUUCAACCUUCAGUGGAAAACCAAUUCCUAACAAGAAGGUUUAUCUUCUGGAAGGUCAUAGUUGGUCUCCAACACUACUUCAAAAUCUCAUUACAGAUGUUAAUGGAUUGGCCAGCUUCUCAAUUAAUACAGCUGAUCACUCUAAAACACAGAUUUCACUAAUGGCAAGUGUCUAUCCAGACGACCAACACCGUGGACGAAAAAAACCCUUCUUUACAUUCAGUGAAGCACAAAUAGCACUCCUCCAACCUGCUACACCGUACAGUCCAGUGUACAGUGAAUUAUCAGUAGAGAGCUUAAAGGAACCGAUUCCAUGUGGUUCUGAAAUGUCCAUAAACAUUAAGUACUACAUUGUUGGAGAAACCACUAAGAAUUACAGCACUGAUAUUAUUUACAUGGUCAUGUCUAAAGGAGCCAUAGUCCAUCAUGGAUAUGAGAAAGUUGAAGUGAAAGAAUCCAAAAAGCUCAUAGAGGGAAAAGUCUCAUUCAGAUUGUCUGUUGAUGUUGGUCUGGCUCCUGUAGUGCAGAUUCUGGUGUACUGUGUGCUGCCUAGUGGGAACAUCAUCGCUGCUAGCAAGAAUUUUAAUGUGGAGAAAUGCUUCAGAAACAAAGUCUCACUGCAGUUCUCUCCCACUGAGGCAGUUCCUGGUGAGGAAAACACUCUCCAGCUCUCAGCUCAGCCUGGUUCACUGUGUGGACUCAGUGCUGUGGAUCAGAGUGUGUUCAUCAUGGAGCCAGGAAAACGCCUGAAUGCUGAUGAGGUCUUCAAUUUGUUGCCAGUGAAAUUAGUAUCAGAGUAUGUCUCUGAAGUUGAAGAGGAGUGUUAUGACUACCAGGGGACAGAGAAACAUCCUGCUGACAGUGCCUUAAAGAGUGUGGGGAUGAACAUGGCAACUAACUUGGCUAUAAAAGGCACUGGAUGUGUAAAUCCUUAUUACUACGAUUUAGCAUAUGAAGAUCUGAUAUCGGCGACCUAUUAUAGCACAUCGGAGGACUAUGAUUUAGUUGAUUUACGGACGGACAGUUCACGGUCCGAGACAGUUCGCAAAUUCUUCCCAGAAACUUGGUUAUGGCAACUUGUCAAAGUGGGGGACUCUGGAUCAGCACAGGUUCCUGUCACUGUUCCUGACACUAUCACCACUUGGGAGACAGAUGCUUUCUGUCUGUCCUCUGAAGGUCUGGGAGUGGCUCCUCCUGCUCAGCUUCGUGUCUUCCAGCCCUUCUUCCUGGAGCUCUCGCUGCCGUACUCCAUCAUCCGAGGAGAGGAGUUUGAGCUGAAGGCCACUGUCUUCAACUAUCUCUCCAAGUGCAUUAUGGUUAAAGUGACUCCAGCUCCUUCCUCACACUACACUCUGAAAGCCUCCUCUGAUGGAAAGUAUUCAUCCUGUCUGUGUGCCAAUGGUAGAAAGACCUUCAAAUGGACUCUUGUUCCCUCUGUGCUUGGGGUCCUGAAUGUGACGGUCAGUGCUGAGGCAGAACAGUCACAGACUGUGUGUGACAAUAAGAUUGUGAGUGUGCCUGAGAGAGGCCGCAUUGACACAGUCACACGAAGCCUGCUCGUACAGGCUGAAGGAACUGAAAAGACCAAGAGCCAAAAUUGGUUGCUGUGUCCACAGGGAAACAGUGUUUCAGAGGAGCUUGAGCUGGUUGUUCCUGAAGAUGUGAUAGAGGGAUCGGCGCGAGCUUCUGUUUCAGUGCUUGGAGACAUACUGGGCCGUGCACUAAAGAAUAUUGAUGGACUGCUGAAGAUGCCAUAUGGCUGUGGAGAACAAAACGUUGCUAUUCUUUCUCCCAACAUCUACAUUCUUCAGUACCUGGAGAACACUGGACAGCUCACUGCAGCCAUCCGUGAGAGAGCUACUGGUUUCCUUAAGAGCGGAUAUCAGCGGCAACUGAACUACAAGCAUGACGAUGGUGCAUACAGCACAUUUGGCAGCGGAGAGGGGAAUACAUGGUUAACUGCUUUUGUACUGAGGACCUUUGGAAAAGCACAGCGUUACAUCUUUAUUGAUGCACAAAACAUUGACAGCGCAAAGAAAUGGCUGCUGAGUAAGCAGAGACCGGACGGCUGUUUUAUAAGACAAGGAGAACUGUUCAACAACAGAAUGAAGGGUGGUGUAAAUGAUGAUGUGACCAUGACCGCUUACAUCACUGCGUCAUUGCUUGAACUGGGAAACACUGCCAAGGAUCCUGUUGUGAGUAAAGGGUUAUCAUGUUUAAAGGCCUCUACUGGUGACCUAACAAACACCUAUGCCACUGCACUGCUGGCCUACACUUUCAGCCUGGCUGGACAGCAUGAUGCUCGGGAGCAGCUGCUGAAGAAGUUGGACAGUGUUGCCAUUUCAGGAGAUGAUCGCCUUCACUGGUCUCAGUCAGCAUCAGAUGACUCUGACUCCUUGUCAGUGGAGAUCAGCUCCUAUGUUCUUCUAGCUGUUCUCACUACAGCUGAAGUCACUGCUGCUGAUUUGGGCUAUGCUAACAGGAUUGUCAGCUGGCUGGUGAGGCAACAGAAUCCCUAUGGAGGCUACUCCUCCACCCAGGACACGGUGGUGGCCCUCCAGGCUCUGGCUCUGUAUUCCACCAAAGUGUUCAGCUCUGAUGGCUCCAGCACAGUAACUGUGCAGUCAGCAGAUAAAGAGAGUCAUCACUUUGAUGUGAACCAGGACAAUAAGUUACUGUACCAGGAGAGACCACUACAGGACAUUCCUGGCAAAUACAACGUUUCAGUGAAGGGCUCCGCCUGUGUGUCUGUUCAGGUGGCUCUUUUCUACAAUAUCCCCACCCCUACUGGACCCAGUACAUUAAGUAUCAAGGCUACAACUGAAGGCGAUUGUACAAAACCAUUUGGACAAACUCUGUCCAUCAACUUCAUAGUCACAUAUAAUGGAGCAUUGCAAAGGACUAACAUGGUCAUAGUGGAUGCUAAAGUCUUAUCAGGGUUCACAGCAGACCCCAGUCAUCUGAAAAACAGUCCGCUUGUGGAAAGGGUUGAUUCGCAAGAUGACCAUGUUAUCAUAUAUAUAAAAGAGGUGCCAAAGAAUUCUCCUAUGAAUUAUCAGCUACAUAUUAAACAGGUGCUUCCAGUCAAGAACCUCAAACCAGCUGUGAUCAAAGUCUAUGAUUACUACCAAACAAGUGACCAGUCUGGGGCAGAGUACUCCGCCCUCUGUGUGUGAGCACUCACUGUGGAGCCUCACAGUAUGAGACAUGGAAACACUUUCUGUAUACUAAUGUUAGUUCCUUUACUCAAGCAGAAUGCGUCCUUCUGGUUAAAUAAAUUAGAUCUUCAAGCAA
Pygocentrus nattereri (red-bellied piranha) is the source of this 4507-nucleotide messenger RNA. Its product is annotated as alpha-2-macroglobulin-like. The transcript has 34 exons. The coding region runs from base 115 to 4389 and encodes 1424 amino acids. Gene Ontology annotation, molecular function: endopeptidase inhibitor activity. Gene Ontology annotation, cellular component: extracellular region. NCBI's taxonomy places the organism in Eukaryota, Metazoa, Chordata, Actinopteri, Characiformes, Serrasalmidae. The record is from RefSeq and is a predicted model, not a curated record.